Molecule: messenger RNA, 2212 nt
Organism: Camelina sativa (false flax)
Lineage: Eukaryota; Viridiplantae; Streptophyta; Magnoliopsida; Brassicales; Brassicaceae
Source: RefSeq, a predicted model, not a curated record
CCAAAAAAAAAGAGAGAGAAAAACAAGUCUCAAACUAGAGCAGAAGAGCAGAGCUUUGGUUUUUGGUGGAAGUAACCAAAAACAUCACCAUGGAAAAAUUUCUAGCUUUGUUUAACAAAGGCAUGGAAGAAGAAAUGUCGCGCCUUCAAAAAUUGUUACCAUUUCACGAGCAUCCUUUGGUACCAUUUACACGCUUUGAUCUCACCAAGUGUAAAGUCUGCUACUCAUCUGAUGAAGAUAAUACAAUCUUCAUUUCCCAACAGCCCGGUUGCAGUUACAUUUACGGUGGCUACCGUUGCAAUGAGCCUGGUUGUGAUGUUGUGUUCCAUGAAGAUUGUGCCAAGCCCUCACCAGAAAUCAACCACCCUUACCAUCCGGACCAUCCUCUCGAGCUGAUCCUCCUACAUACCAGAGUUUCUAAUUGUAGUUUCUGUAGAGAAUUUUUCAGUGUUGGUUAUCGCUGUUCAAUAUGUGAUUUCGAGUUGGAUUUGAUCUGUGCGAGGAGACCAUGCCCAGUUGUUCUUGCUGAAAAUUCCUACCUACAACACGAGCAUCCACUGCAACUCUCCAAUGAAGAGCAUGAAACAGUCAGAGAUUGCAAAGGGUGUGGCCAUCAACAUAAAAGCUGGAAACAUUUUUACAAUUGUCAUCAGUGCGAGUUUUUCAUCAGUCUUGGUUGUGUCGAUCAGAGUAGUCCUGAAGCAUACCACACUUCUCACCCCCAACACCCACUCAAGUCACUUAGAUAUGAAGUCCCUGGUUAUGCCGACAAGAAAUGCCUUCUUUGCGGUGUGGAGUUUGAUGGACUCCAUCGCCAGCUUCACCACUGUGGUGUUUGUAAUGUCAGCAUAUGCAGAGCAUGCAUGAAAAACCCACCACCGCUUGGUGUUUUGAGCCCAAGGACCCAUGAACAUCAACUUCAUCUUGUUCCAAGAUGCAUAGACUUCACUUGCAAUGCUUGUGGGACGUUAGGUGACCGUAGCCCUUAUUUCUGUCUUCAGUGCAAUUUCAUGGUCCAUCGGGAAUGUAUCGAUCUACCGCGCGUCAUAAACAUCAACCGCCACGACCACCGCAUCUCUUACACUCCUCGGCUCGGACAUGGAGGGAGGAAAUGCAAAGUUUGUCGUAAGAAAGUGGAUGAGUUCUACGGGGCUUAUUCUUGCUCAAAAUGUUCUGAUUACUCUGUUCAUUCAAGAUGCGCAACCAGAAUAGAUGUAUGGGACAUGAUUGAACUGGAAGGGACACCCGAAGAAGAGGAAACUGCGCCGUUCGAGGUGAUUGAUGAUAACACAAUACGACAUUACAGCCAUGAUCAUAACUUACGACUCAACCAUGGCCGGACUCUACCUGAAAACAUUGUUUGUCGCGCAUGUAUCUUCCAGAUUUGUUCAGAACCGUUCUACAGUUGCAGUAGAUGCAAUUACAUUCUCCACGAAAAAUGUGCCAACCUUCCUCUAAAGAAACGUCAUGUGUGCCACAACCAGCCACUCCGACUAGUCCCAAGUUUUCGCUUCUACUUUUUACAUUGGUGUAGUAUUUGUGGUCAAGAGUUCACCGGUUUCUGCUAUGAGUCCGAUGGAUUGACUCUAGAUGUACGGUGCAGUUCAGUUUCGGAACCAUUUGAUCACAAAAGCCAUCAACAUCCUUUAUACUUAUCUACAGAUCAAUCUAAGCGUUGUAGCGAGUGUGAGGCAGGCGGGGAAUUGAGUUGUGAUGAGUGUGUGUUUAGUUUGUGCUUCAAGUGCGCUGUUUUACCGCAAAAGGUAACGAGGUAUAGAUAUGACGAUCACCCUCUCAUCUUAUCUUAUGGUGAAAGGAGUGUGGACGACGAGUAUUGGUGUGAAGCAUGUGAAGCAAAAGUGAAUCCAGGGAAGUGGUUCUAUACAUGCGAUGACUGUGGGAUCACGUUGCAUAUUUCCUGCGUUAUAGGUUCCUACUCAUAUACAAUUCCAGGUACGUUAAGAUUUAGUAAAGGAGAAAUUGUAUCCAACAACUCUAUCUGUAGAGCACUUUGCAGCGUGUGCAAUUCUCGAUGCAAGCUACCUUUCAUUCUUAAGCUUCCCAAGGCCGAAGAUGGAGUUGAUCUAUACUUUUGUUCUUUAGAGUGUGAGAAUAGGAUUGAUAGGGCAUGUUUCAGGUUUUAAAAACUUUGUACCAUUCGUUGUAAUGAGUGUUAUAAUUAUGUUUUAAUCAAAUCAAUACAUAUGUAUAA